CAUAGGCGUUCGAUGCGGUUCAAUCCCAUCCAUUGUAUCGCGCCACCACACCCUACCUACCCACACAACAAACAAUCCAACAUCCCCACAUUCCAAUCGCGAUAAGCUUGUGAUCGUCGAUCAAUAAAUUGCAUGCCCAGACACCCCCGCACCCGCGACGGUCGCGACGGCGAGCGAGACCGCGCUUACGACUCCGACUACGACUACGAUUACCACAACCACGCGCGCAGACAUCGGUACCGGAGGGAUGAAGAUUACGACGACGAUGAGUUGGAGGAUAGUCCGCGACGGGAGGGGCGGUAUCGUCGGGAUGAGAGGGGCUCGCGUUCGAGGGCGAGGGGAUAUGAGUCGCGCGGGUAUGAAUCGCGCGACGAUGCAGAGGAGUACGAUUUAGCGGAUGUGGAUCCUGCGGUUCCGUUGAGGGGCGUUGAGGAUGAUGGUGGUAGACGGAGGGAGAGGUCGAGGGGGAAGGCGAGGAGAGGGCCGGCUGCGCCUGAUAUGUCGUCGAGAGAAAGAGAGAGGGAGCGGGAGAGACGUGCGCGCCGCAGAACGGACGAUGAGGAGAGUCCUGUGCGGAGGAAGGAUCGUGGGAGUCGGACGAGAGAUGGGGCGCGAGAGGGCCGUCGGGAGCGGGAGCGAGAUGCGGAGGCGGCGGCGCGGCGGGCGAGACGGAGGGAUAAGGAUCGCGAUCGCCACCGCGGGGCCGCAGCGGUAAAGCAUCAGAGUGGGGACUCGAGUAAUAGUGCGUCGCAUUUGCUGAGUGCUGAUGCGCUUGCGAGGCUGGGGGCUCGGUACGAUGAUGAGGAUCGAGUGCGCACGGCUGAUGAAGCCCGGGCUGAACGGAAACGACGCCGGAAGCGCCCUGUUGUCGGUGAUGAGCAGCCGCGCACGCUGGCGCCGUUUCCUGGGGAGACGCCGAGAGGGCAGUCGAAAGGUCGGAUUGUGUCUGGGGCUUACUUGGAGGAGGGGAGGAGUCCCGAGAUGGAAGUUCGACAUCGGGGGGGUGGUGGUCCGGCGAUGGAGGAUAGGUGGCGGAAGGAGGGCGAUUGGGAUGGAAGUGGGGAUGGCGAUGAGGGACAGCCUCCUUUUUGGAAGAGGAAGAAGUGGCUGAUCGCUAUUGGGGUGCUGAUUCUGCUGCUGGCUAUCAUCGUUCCGGUUGCUGUUGUUGUGUCGAAGAAGAAGGGUGAUGAUUCCGGUUCGGGGCAAUCUGGCGAGGAAAAACCAGAAAACUCGAAUCUGGACAAGAUAAGUCGAGACAGCAUUCCGGAAUCUGCCAAGGGAACUGAGCUGGAUCCUUUCACGUGGUACGACUCGACUGGUUUCAACGUCACGUAUACGAGCGAGACCGUCGGGGGUCUUUCCGUCAUGGGAAUCGAUUCAAAGUGGGACGAUUCAGCCCGUCCAAACGACAACGUGCCGCCGUUAAAUAAACCAUUCCCGUACGGAGACCAGCCCAUCCGUGGCGUUAAUCUCGGCGGAUGGUUGUCGAUCGAGCCGUUUAUAGUCCCUUCUCUCUUCGAGCAUUAUCCGGCUAAAGACGAAGUGAUCGACGAGUACACGCUUUGCAAGAAGCUGGGAGAGUCGGCUGCGUCACGGAUUGAAAGACACUAUUCGACUUUUAUCAAGGAGCAAGACUUCGCCGAGAUUAGGGACGCAGGACUCGACCACGUCCGAAUCCAGUUCUCAUACUGGGCAGUCACAACAUAUGACGGCGAUCCGUACGUCGCGAAGAUCUCUUGGCGAUAUCUCUUACGUGCCAUUGAAUGGGCUCGAAAGUACGGACUGCGCGUCAAGCUAGACCCGCAUGCACUUCCCGGAAGCCAAAACGGGUGGAACCACAGUGGGCGAGAAGGGUCGAUCAACUGGUUGCAGGGACCGGACGGUGCUGAGAACCGGAAGCGUUCGCUGGAGAUCCACGACAAAGUAUCAAAGUUCUUUGCGCAACCGCGGUACAAAAAUAUUGUGACCAUAUAUGGCCUCGUCAACGAGCCGUUCAUGCUGACAUUGCCAGUCGGAGAAGUUUUAGACUGGAGCAAGGAGGCCGCUGAACUGGUGCAGAAAAAUGGAAUCAAGGCCUGGAUUGUCGUCCACGACGGCUUCCUGAACCUCAGCAAGUGGAAGAAGAUGCUGAAGGACCGUCCGGACCACAUGCUCCUUGAUACCCAUCAGUACAGCAUUUUCAACACGGGGCAGAUAGUCCUCAAACACAAGGAACGGGUCAAGCUAAUCUGCAAGGACUGGUUCAACAUGAUCAAAGAGAUCAACAGCACGAGCGAAGGCUGGGGCCCAACAAUGUGCGGCGAAUGGUCCCAAGCAGACACCGACUGCGCACAGUAUCUCAACAAUGUCGGCCGCGGCACCCGCUGGGAAGGCACAUUCUCCAAGACCGAUUCAACGCAGUACUGCCCAACAGCCGACUCGGGCCCACGCUGCAGCUGUGAACAAGCCAACGCCGACCCGUCCGACUACUCAGACGACUACAAGAAACUGCUUCAGACCUACGCCGAGGCCCAGAUGUCUGCCUUUGAGACGGGGCAGGGCUGGUUUUACUGGACCUGGCAUACUGAGUCGGCUGCUCAGUGGAGCUACAAGACCGCUUGGAAGAACGGGUUCAUGCCUAAGAAGGCUUAUGAGCCGUCUUUUAAGUGUGGUGAUGAUAUACCAGAUUUUGGGGACUUGCCGGAUUUUUAUUGAGUUGUUCGAGGUGUAUAUUAUUCUUUCUGUUUUGGAUAUGAUACUGUUGUCAUGGUUUAUUCUUCGCAUGUUUUCGACACUGCAUUGUUCUUAUUGUUGCAUUUUUGAUAUCCUUUUUUGUUAUCUGUUCAUUUGUAUCUAUACUCUAUGCAG
This is a messenger RNA of Aspergillus candidus, 2847 nucleotides long. It is a transcript of the gene exg2, whose product is annotated as putative exo-beta-1,3-glucanase. Gene Ontology annotation, cellular component: extracellular region; cell surface. Gene Ontology annotation, biological process: glucan catabolic process. Lineage: Eukaryota; Fungi; Ascomycota; Eurotiomycetes; Eurotiales; Aspergillaceae. The transcript has 3 exons. Bases 133 to 2694 code for a protein of 853 amino acids. The record is from RefSeq and is a predicted model, not a curated record. Gene Ontology annotation, molecular function: beta-glucosidase activity.